AUGGCUUUUCAUCCAGAGCCCCAGGGUUCCCAAUCGAAUGGCGUCGAGCCAACGUCGAGCCCCCUCGAGCCAGCAACGCCUCGGAAGGCUGGCCCGCCGUCUUCGUCGUCAACCUCGUCGUCGCAGGCCACCCUCCCGUCGACGGAGGUUCCCGGCUCUCCAAUUGAUCCGAACGAGUCCUUUCGGACGGAGAUGAACGAGGAUAGGGCAGCGACGACGGUGAUCCCCUCGUCUCUCACCCCUCCGCCUUCCACCCAGGUCGCUUCUCACACGGGCCAUCCGAGACGGGCCUUCUCGCUCUCGCAGCAAACAGUCCUCUUCUCUCCCCCGGCCGCGAUAUUUAAGAAGAUGCGCGAAGGCGAGACAGCGACGGAGUAUACCACACCGACACCACAGCAGCUCCUCGACGCAUCGGCCGACGAGCUCCGUACCUUGCUGCAGGCCGCCAUCGCCGAGCACCAAAGAUUCAAGAUGGAGAUGGCCCAUCACAGGCUGCAGUACAACUUGCUGAGCAUGCAAGCCGAGGACGACUCGAAGCGGGCGGCUGUCGAGCACGACAUGGCCCGCAGGGAGGUGGACGCGCUGCGAACGGCCGAGCACUCUCGCCAGGCCAAGCGUGAGCUCAGCAGCGCGUCCGAGGCGAGCCAGGUCAAGUACCUGCAGGUGAAGAAGUGGUACGAGGACUCGAUGGAGGAGAACGAGACGCUGCAUCGACGACUUCGGCUGGCCAAGAAGGUCAUUCAACAGAAGGAGGAAGAGAAUAUCAGCCUCACGGAGGAGCGGGACAUGCUCCUUACCCGCAUCCGCGAGAACCGCGAGCAUUUUCACAUGCUCUGCAGCCCGGGCGGCAUUUUCCACGGCGCGUUGACCCCGAAGCAACCCGCGGCGACGACGCCGCAGUCUUCACGGCGACCUGCUCACCGCCGGACGCCGACAUCUGGCCGUCGUUACGAGAACGACGUCCCCGAGCACGGUUUGUCGGCGCUGCUGCAAGCCAUGAGCCAGGACAACAACGCGGCGCCUGCGCCGUCGACACCGCACCGCGUCAUUCAGCGACAUAUGGGGAGGCAUAAUCGCAACUCUCAGUCCAUGUCGUCGUUGCCGACGACGCCCGUAGGACGAUCGCACGAGGGGGGGGCUUCGAGCUCCUCGGUCGUCGGCCUCGUGCCUCAGACUGAGCCACGACGGCGAAAGACUCGGCCGCCACUCGUGCCGAAGACGCCGACGCCAAAGCAUGAGCGAGUGAAGAGCCGCGAGAGCACAAUUUCGGCCGAGGACAACGAGGAGCUCGCUCGGCAGGCGCUGCAAUCAGCCGCAGCGGUCCAGGCGCAGGUCUUGGGCGCGCCCGAGGUGAGCCGAUCUCGGCCCCGAGAUGGCAAUGGAGAGGACGAGGACGUGUUUGGAAGGCAGGCGAGCGAGGCGGCGGCGCAGCUGCUACGUCGACAUCCGAACAGGGACCACGAGACUGUCCGCUCGAUUCAUUCGCCCCGUGGCUCGCCGAGACCGGCAGAAACGUCUGCGAGAAUGCAGGCGAGACUGCUGUCGGACCCUAGUGGCACCGACAAGCGGAAGUUUCCGGGCGGCAUACCGGCGGACGAAGAGGUGAGACGCGAGCAAGGCAGCCCGACCAAGAAGUUGCGCGUUGGAGGAUCCCUCCGGGAAGACCAGACAGUUGGCUUGGGAAUUCGAUGCAGAGAGUAA
Molecule: messenger RNA, 1701 nt
Organism: Drechmeria coniospora
Lineage: Eukaryota; Fungi; Ascomycota; Sordariomycetes; Hypocreales; Ophiocordycipitaceae
Exons: 1
Coding region: 1-1701 (566 amino acids)
Source: RefSeq, a predicted model, not a curated record